Molecule: messenger RNA, 1089 nt
Organism: Penicillium cataractarum
Lineage: Eukaryota; Fungi; Ascomycota; Eurotiomycetes; Eurotiales; Aspergillaceae
Exons: 1
Coding region: 1-1089 (362 amino acids)
Source: RefSeq, a predicted model, not a curated record
AUGUUUCCCAGGAACACUUGGACCUUGCUGGUCGUUUCCUGCGUCUUAUUUGCGAGUUAUCCGGUUCGCGGCGAGGAGAUUGUCAUUGCCGAACGCGAUGCAAAUGCUGGACCGGGACAAGGAGUCAGCCCUGAUCUGACGGGUGCCAUGCUCAUGGCUCGGGAAUUCGACGACACCGGCUUGAAUGGCGAUAAAUCAACUCAUGGCCCUCCGAAAACUACUGUCCAUCCUCCAAUCACUACUGUGCUUCCUCCGACCACUACUCUCCCUCCAGGUGCCACGCUCAUGGCUCGGGAAUUCGACGACGAUGGCUCCAAUCAUGAUGAUAGCCCUUGCGAUAGUGACGGCCAUACAUCAACUCGUGGCCCCCUGACCACUACUGUUACAGCGAGUACCUGUCCAACUUCCACACAAACGCUCUCGACUGCCAUCUGUUCAAUUGCGACUGCUCUCUGUGCAGCCUGUCCUCCCAUUGUUGUUACCGUCACAAACACGGCGACUAUCACAAUCGGCAGCUGUCCCCUGGCAACAAUCACAAGAACCGUCACCGAAUGCCCUGGUCCUGGCCCUACUACUACCAGUAUAUCUACUUCUAUCUCUACCUCCUCGUCCCAACCAUUCUCGAGUUCAGCCACUCCGACUCCAAGCUCCAGCAUUCGACCUAGUAGUUCCUCAAUCAUACCAUCCUCGAGCUCGGUCAUUCCUUCGAGUUCUAGCGGUCGACCAACCACCGCCGCCACCACCACAACUACGCGCAGCUCGACUCCCAUGGGCCCCAAUUUCAGCAGCACCAUCCCUCCUCGCACGACGACCAGCAGCACUCUAUCGACCCAUCCCACGUCGACGGAGCCUGUCCGAACGAUCAGCCCGCGUGGUGAAGGCACCACGACCACCACACGGCGCACUCCUCCCGGUAUAGUCCGACGCGAGAUGAUCGGAAACAUCACCGCAAUAGUCACUAACACGACUAGAACUUUCACGAAUGCGACGACGAGUGGUCCACUUAAUUUAACCGGCAUUCGGACGGAAACGAGCACGACAACCACCGGGGUCUUCCCGCGAUUCCAACGCGCCAGGUAUCGGUACUAG